Messenger RNA from Rhodotorula graminis WP1, 1741 nucleotides. RefSeq lists its product as uncharacterized. Gene Ontology annotation, molecular function: transmembrane transporter activity. Lineage: Eukaryota; Fungi; Basidiomycota; Microbotryomycetes; Sporidiobolales; Sporidiobolaceae. Gene Ontology annotation, cellular component: membrane. The transcript has 13 exons. Gene Ontology annotation, biological process: transmembrane transport. Bases 1 to 1692 code for a protein of 563 amino acids. The record is from RefSeq and is a predicted model, not a curated record.
AUGGUCGCCGGCGCUCCUCCGCCCGCACGCGGCCAAUCGGCGCACUCGCCCCAAGGUCCACCUCGAGCAGCUGUCGCGCCGAGCGACAAGGGCACCGACGAGCACGAGCGCGACGGCGACGGCGGGCUCGCCGAGCACGUCUGGCCGCAGCUGUCGACCACUCGCCAGGUCCUCUUGACCGUCUCGAUGACGCUCUGCAUGAUGCUCAACAUCAUGCAAGUCCAGUCGGUCCAGCUCGCCCUGCCGACCAUCGGCAGCGACCUCGACAUCCGGACCACCAACCUGCAGUGGCUCAUCAGCAGCUAUAGCGUCGCGUUUGGCGGAUUGCUCCUCCUCUUCGGGCGACUCGCAGACAUUUACGGCCACAAGAAGGUCUUCACGCUCGGCAUGAUUUGGUUCGUCAUCUGGUCCAUCGCGUGCGGGUUCGCCCAGAACGAGGUCUCGAUCGACUUCUUUCGCGCGAUGCAAGGCGCCGCUCUCGGUGCCGCCAUCCCCUCGGCCCUCGGCAUCCUCGGCUCGUCUUUCCCGCCAGGCCAACGCAAGACGACCGCGUUUGCCCUCUUCUCGGCCGGCGCUCCCCUCGGCGGCAGUCUCGGCUCGGUCCUCGGCGGCGUCCUCACCGAAUACGCCGCCAUCAAGUGGCGCGCCAUCUUCCACGUCUCGGCCGGCAUCGGCGCCCUCAUCGGCGUGUCGGCCCUGUGGCUCGUCCCCGCCGACCGCGCCAAGGACAAGUCGCUCACGGUCGACUGGCUCGGCGGCCUCCUCAUCACGUCAGCGGUCGUCCUCCUCACCUUCUCGCUUGCCGACGGCGAGGGUGCGCCUCAUGGCUGGAAGACGCCCUACAUCCCGACGCUCCUCGCCAUCAGCAUCAUCCUCUUCUUCGCCUUCUGGUUCUGGGAGCGCCACCUCGAGUUCGGCACCGAGCGGCAUCCCCUCAUGCACACGGCCAUCUGGUUCAAGGGCCGCUUUGCCGUCGUCCAGCUCAUCGGCGCCCUUGGGUGGAGCGGCUUCGCGAGCUUCAUGUUCUUCGCUUCUCUCGCCUUCCAGGACUACAUGCGCCUCGAGCCCAUCCUCGCGACGGUCCGCUUCUUGCCGAGCAGUGUCACGGGCUUCAUCCUCAACGUUGUCGUCGCCGUCCUCGCGUCGCGCGUGCCGGCGCAGAUCCUCAUCGCCAUCGGCGCGCUCGGGACCGGCCUCGCGCCCCUGCUCUUUGCCGUGCAGGACUACGCCGACCCGUACUGGCAAUGGCAGUUUCCCGCCAUGAUCUUGUCCGUGUUUGGCGCCGACUUUAUCUUCGCGUGCGGCAUCCUCUACGUUUCACAAGUCGCAGGGCCGGGCCAUCAAGCCCUCGCCGGCUCCAUCUUCAACAUGUCGACCCAAAUCGGCACGGGCAUCGGCUUGGCCAUCGGCACCGUCGUGCAGAGCCGCGUCACCAAGAAGGCGGUCGAGGACCUCGGUCAGGUGUACGACCCGAACGGGGCUACGGCCCCGCUCGAGGCGAUCCACAAGGGCCUCAACUCGGCGUUCUACACGUGCGCCGGCUUUGCGUUCCUCGCAACCAUCAUCAGCGUCACGUGCCUGUACGGCAUCGGCAAGGUCGGGCACCGGGACAAGAAGCCGUCGAGUGCAGAAGAGGGCGCGCUCGAGGUCAAGAGCGAGCCAGAGCGAUCAGAGCGGGAGACGAGAAGGUAGACCGGCUGCAUCUGUAGACUCUCAGGGCUUGUAUACUUUGUCUCUCACU